This is a messenger RNA of Adelges cooleyi (spruce gall adelgid), 778 nucleotides long. RefSeq names its product mitochondrial pyruvate carrier 1 (gene Mpc1). Gene Ontology annotation, cellular component: mitochondrial inner membrane. The transcript has 3 exons. The coding region runs from base 226 to 561 and encodes 111 amino acids. Gene Ontology annotation, biological process: pyruvate import into mitochondria. The record is from RefSeq and is a predicted model, not a curated record. NCBI's taxonomy places the organism in Eukaryota, Metazoa, Arthropoda, Insecta, Hemiptera, Adelgidae.
UGAUACUAAUAAAUAAUAAGUAAUAUUCAGAUGUGAAUUGGUUAUGACCAAACGUUGACCUCUAAGUCCCCAUUAGAAUGUUAUUCGAAAAUCGACCACUUUAGCCGCGUGAACUGUACAGUUUUUCAUUUGACAUUCAAUAUUUCUAGUCCUGAUAUUUACCAAAUUCCACAUAAACCUACAUUCCGUUUCUUCGUUACAAGCACUACUUAUUAAAACAUAGCAAUGGCGUCGUUAGGCAAGAAAUUGUUCGAGCAAAUCAAAAGUAAAGAGUUCCGCACCUAUUUGAUGAGUACCCAUUUUUGGGGUCCAAUCGCAAAUUGGGGUAUACCAAUAGCGGCACUGUCAGACUUGAGGAAAGAACCAGACAUGAUCAGUGGCAAAAUGACUGGAGCGCUGUGUAUGUAUUCAAUGGUCUUUAUGCGGUUUGCAUGGCAAGUACAACCACGGAAUAUGCUGUUAUUUGCGUGUCAUGCAACAAAUGAAGUUGCUCAGUUGGUCCAGUAUGGGAGAUUCAUAAAUUAUAAUUACCUGUCUGACAAAGAUAAAACAGUAAAAUAGCAGAACUGAUUACUGUUUUUUUUUAAUUUUUUAUAUAUAUAUACAAGAGUUAAUUUGGUUUAUUAUGAGGGGAUCAAAAUUUUUUGUGAUAAGACUUCCUGUUGCGCAUGAACUUAGCUUUUUAGAGUGGUGUUAUUGUUUUGUUUUUAUUAUGAGACAAAUUGACAAUAUAUAUAUAUAUGUACAAUAUGUACCUAAUAUUGUUCUAGAAAUCAUA